AACUGGAACAAAGAGUGUGGAUGGUAAGCUGCAAAUUUCCCUGGCUUGUCCGUGCAUUCCUUUACAUAUGGACCCGCGAAAUAUCCGCUGAUAUUCUGUUUUAUAUUGCACUCCCGAUAGGAUUUGGAUAAUCCUGAUUUCAGUGUGACUUGGUUUGAGUUCCAACAUCAUGGUUGGGAAGAAGCCACCCACACCAGCUGGCUGUUCCUUGAAAAAGUCUCCAGGAGAACCUGCCCUGGCCCAGAGAUUACGCAGGAAUAUAUCACCGAAAAAUCUGGAUUUGACAGCAGGUCUCUCAUGGCGUGAGGAGAGAGAAUUAAACAAGGCGUUAUACGCCUCCUUACAGGAGACUAAGAAACUUGCUAUAAAGUCGGAGAUAGAAUCAGAUGCUCCAUCAUUACUUACAAACAGUAUCCCAAGACGGAACCUGCUAGCAAGAGUAUUGCCAAGACGUCAGUCUCCUAGAUCCAGUAGGCCUGCUGCAACUUCAAAGUCAAGUUUAUCAAUGCGGAGUCCCUCACUGCCCCCUCCAGCGGACAAAAAGCUGAAAUCUCACCACAACAUUGGAGGUGGUGACGAAAGUAGUCAGGACUCUGUGAGGUCGUCAACCACCAGCUGUUCUAAUGAGGACUCGAAAGGCAGAACAAAGGUGAGAGCUCAAAGGAAGUUUGCCCAGAUGCACGCCUAUGGUAAUACGAUGGUGCCAUCACAACAUACACCGGUUAAACAAAGCAGUAAGACAUCCUCACCCAUCAAAGUCUUUCCAAAGCGAGCCAAGACUGAAGAUUUCCUCACUUUUCUCUGCUUGAGAGGAACACAGGCCCUUCCUCCACAUUUGGACUUCUUUAACUUCUCUCGAGAUGAGGGGGACACAAGCCUGCCACCCACUCCACCAAAUCGAGGUCGUGCUUUUGUGCGUGAGAGUUCUCCCUCCUCCAGCAGUACUAGCUGUAGUAAUGUACCUGAUGAUGUAGCUGACUCCCCAGCUCCUUUGGUGAUGCCACCCAGUGGCCGUGUGACUCCCAGCAGGAAGGCCGCACGAGCUUGUGCUGGCACUCCAGAGACAGCCAGGGGAUUGGCAAGUUUUCCAUCCCGGCAAGGUCAGAGGUCACAGGCAGCCUCUAAGAGACGAUACACAUCACCUGCUGUAACCCCUGCUAAGUGUACUCGAUCGUACCGGACUGGAACUCCAUCUCCUGGGAAAGGAACACGAGGUAAAGCUAGUCCUGGUAAAAUGACUGAUGCAGAGCGUCUCAAGAAAAAGGCAAUUGCAACCCUGACCUCUUCAAAACAUUCUCCAGACCAAAAAACUCGGCGUAAAUCUUUGUUUAUUGACCAGUCGGCGAUGGAUGAAAAACCAGGAAGUCAGCGACAGACCAAGGUAACGGGUGUUUCAGACACAAGUAGUGUAGUGACUGGUACUAACAGCUGUUGGGAAGAGGCUAGAGACAGUGAAGGGAAGAAAGCAAAAAUACAGAAAGAAAGGAAUAGACGAACAACAAAAUCAACUUCAGUAAAACUGAGCCAAAAAUCAUCUCAGGGGAGGCAACUCUACACUUCGAAUAUUGUAAAGAAAAAGAAGAAAUUCAAGCCAGCGACGAAAUUCAUUGCACACAGACUUCCUCAGAGGAAAGCAAAGCUACGCUGGAACAGUUGUUAUCUGGAGGAGGAUGAAUUUGAUCAUGAGGUCAGCUUUGUAUUUAAGCAGUCUCCUGAUUCAUACACAAAUAGGAAACGUAAAACAGACUUUGACACUGAACCCGUAUCUUCAGGUUCAGCCAUUAAUGUACCUUUAAAAAAAACUAGACUUCAAAAAGUAGAAAAAAAAUCCCAAAAAGCAAAAAGUCAUGGAAAAAUCAAAUUACGUCAAGUAAAGAAAAAAGUAAAAACAGAGAAUUUGAAAGUUUUAGGACAAAAAAACACCCAAGUAGAAUGUGAUAGUUCAUCUGGGGUGCAUACAAGGUCAGGGGUUGUGUUGAGAGCAGAUGGUGGUGGGGAGGAGUCUGCUGUCCUCCCGUCAGUCAUCAAUACAGACACAACAGCUACAGGAACAAGUAAUAAAGUAGUUCUCGAAGCCAGCAAGAAACGAUCUCAAGCAAAACUGAAAAAUACAAAAGAUGUGAUGAAAGAAAAAUUAGACAAGAAAAAGAAAUUUGAAUUAUUAUCUUCCAAUGAAAAACGAAAGAAAAUUAAAGUGAAAGGAGAGAAGAUAUCUAAAACAGAGGCUAUGGUGUCAGAUUCAGUCAAACAAGGUUCUAAAAAUUCUGAUCAGAAGAUGAAAAGGAAACUAUCAGUGAAGAGGAAGUCAAAGGAUGUCCCGUCCAUGGACAGGGAGGUGAAGCAGGAACCGUUUCCAGGGCCUGGAGAACCUGCCAGACUUGUGGAGGCUCCCACCUUUUAUCCAUCCGAGGAACAAUUCUCUGAUCCUAUCCAGUAUAUACAAUCUGUCGCCAUGAUAGCAGAACCAUAUGGAAUGUGCAGGAUUAUUCCACCUUCAAGUUGGAAGCCUGAUAGCAAGAUAAGUGAGGAAUUGCGUUUCACCACACAGAAACAGUAUAUCCACAAACUGUAUGAUAGGUUUGGUCCCAAUGUAUGCCAGAUGAACGCCAUACAGAAGCAUUUAGAUUCCCAUGGUGUGUCCGAGCCAUUCCCAGUGAUUGGAGGUGUAGAGGUGGACAUUUGUAAAUUUUCAGCCGUUAUUCAACACCUUGGAGGAAUGCAGAAUGUCAUUGAAAAGAAGAAAUUAUUAAAAGUUGCAGAUAUCAUUGGCAUUCCUAAAUCAGCACAGGAUAGAGGGACCAAGCUGUAUGACACUUACUGUAAAUUCCUGGUCUCUUAUGACAUGCUGUCGGCUGACAAGAAACGAAAACUUGAAGAUGAGGUAACAGAGAUCAGAAAAAAUAGGAAAGAAAAGAACGAAGAGGAAUGUGUCUUAAAGGGGAAGAACAUGUCCCUGACUAUGUUCCACAGAGCUGCCCGAAACAUUGGUGCCGCAUGGCUGCGGGACCCUGCCUCCAACUCUACAGAAAAUGUUGAGAAAGAGUACUGGAACAUCGUAAAAGGCAGGAAGUCUCACGUUGUUGUACAUGGCGGCCAUAUUGAUACUCAGACUCAUAACUGUACAGCAUUCUCCUCUAAAAAGGACAACCACUACUACAGCCAUCCAUGGAAUCUCAAUAACCUGCCACACUGUCCUGAUUCCCUACUGCGUUACCUAGGACAUUUAUCAGGAGUGACAGUACCUACUCUACAUAUGGGGAUGGCCUUCACCACCUCCUGUUGGUCCACAGACAUCCACAGACUACCUUACAUCCAGUACCUACAUACAGAGGCAGAUACAGUCUGGUAUGCUGUGCCUGGACACAAGGAGGAGGCGUUUAAGGCUGCCAUGACGACACUCGUACCUACACUGGUCAGUGACGACCCUCACUGGCUCAGAGAGGAUACUGUAAUGGUUGAUCCAGAUGACCUAACAGAAAAUGGUGUAGCGGUCAGUAGAUGUGUCCAGCAGCCUGGUCAGUUUAUUGUGGUGUUUCCAUCCUGUUAUACGUCUACAAUCAGCUGUGGCUAUACCUUGGCUGAGUCCGUCCACUACGCAACGCCCAGCUGGCUGGAGGCUGGCCAGUCCGCCACAAAGAUGUUGAAUGAUAGCUUUGAACCGGAAAUGUUCUCCAUGGAUGAGUUAUUAACGAGGAUAGCGGAGGAUCCAGCAACUCCUGAAGAUGUCCUUGCCUCAGUGUUACCAUGGUUACAGAAAGUCAUUGAACGUGAGCUGGAUAACAGGCAGCAGUUGUUCGAGGCAGGCCUAAAGUCUUCCAAGCGUAUGUGUACCACGGGUAAUCUACCUUCGAGAGGGGCCUGUCAGGUUGAGGAAAUCAUAACAACAUGUGAUGUGUCCAAGAAGAUCUGCUAUCUGUCAUUAGUUUUGAAUGAAGUUGAUGACCUGGCCUUUUCACUUGAACAUGGACUAGCUCAUGUUCAGAAAAAACGCAAUAUCCGGUCCUGUAAACUGAUGUACCGUCACACGGAGGAGGAACUGAAGAAACUUUUAAGGGAUGUGAAGGAACGACUUAAUACUCAAUCUGGCAGCUCUGGUGUAAGUGAAUCAUCAGAUGGAAGCUCACCACGCAGGAAACAGCCACGCAAGGUGGAGCACAAGAGCUAAUAGAGGAAGAAUGGGUUUAUAGUUCAGUAAUGUAAUUAUAUGGUGAGACUUCUAGUCUGGACACUGAAUAAGGUGAUUAACAUAUUACAGAUUAACGUGGUAUAUUUGUCACUGUAUCCAAGCUCUCUGUAGUAUGUCCAGACUGUAUGUUAUCUUGUUGUGCCCCCCAUACAUUACUAAACAAAUUAUUUGUUCCGUUAUCAGUUUAGAUAUGCAGCAUUCUGUGGUAUAUAUUUACAAUGUUUGGAAAAAGAAAGAAAACUUUCUGUUUUAUAAGCUUUAUAAACUGUGAGAGGAAAACCAGUGGAGAGAGAGAGUGUUAACAUCGUCACAUCUGUACAUUGUUACUAAACCAGAUCUUUCCCCACAUCUGUACAUUGUGUUACUGAACCAGACCUUUCCCCACAUUUGUACAUUUUGUAACUGAACCAGAUAUUUCCCCACACCUGUACAUUGUGUAACUGAACCAGAUAUUCCCCCACAUCUGUACAUUGUGUAACUGAGCCAGAUCUUUCCCCACAUUUGUACAUUUUGUAACUGAACCAGAUAUUUCCCCAGAUCUGUACAUUGUGUAACUGAACCAGAUAUUUCCCCACAUGUGAACAUUGUUACUGAACCAGAUCUUGUUACUGAACCAGAUCUUUCCCCACAUCUGUACAUUGCGUUACUGAAUCAUCUUUCUGUUUUCAUUACAUGUGUUCUGUUAUGAGAAUGAAAUCCUUCUCGGUUGAUUGUGUAUAAUGAAUUGAUAGGUUGAAUGUAGUGUUAUUUAUUGAAUACAUUUGUAUAUUUUAAAAAUGGAUUUUUGUAUGUAUGUGGGAUGUUUGUUACAGCAAUCACAGUAGAACAAACAUAUCCAAAUUCUGUUAUCUGAACUCCUGCCAUUUUCCUCACUUAAAAAGUUUGUUUUUUAUCCUUGAUACUCCAGGGGUUACAAUCAUAUAAGCUCUUUUAAGGAGUAUCGAGGAUACCUGUUUUAAUGAACUGAACAUAACACAUAUUCCCUGUCAGAAUGGUUUGGAGCAAUCUACUGUACAUACUGUAUGUAAUUAGGGUCUUACCUGCCUUAGUGACAAACUGAUUAAGUGACCCCCUCUCCUGUCAUAUGUGACCUUUCUAGUUGUCUCCCUUGGAUGGUCACACAUGACAGGAGUUUCUCUAUCAUGUAACUCUACCAUGAUCAUAAUUUAAAACUAAGAAAUGAACUACACUACCCAGAGUUAAACUACAAAAUAAGCCAUAAUGGAGAUCAAUAAUUAAACCACAAUGGAGAUAAAUAGUUAAACCACAAAAUAAGCCUCAAUUAUUCACAGGUAAUAGCACAAAUGUAAUAUAAAUGCAACUGAAUUAACUACAACAACAUACUUUAGUACAUACAUUACAAUAUUGUUCAUGUUCUUUAUGUACAAUGAUACUUUAUGUACAGGUAUAUGUUAUGUUCAGGUAUAUUCUGUCUACAGAUAUACUCUAUGUACAGGUGAACUUUAUGUACAGGUAUACUCUAUGUACAGGUAUACUCUAUGUACAGGUAUACUCUAUGUAGUACAGGUAUACUAUAUGUACAGGUAUACUCAAUGUACAG
Pecten maximus is the source of this 5747-nucleotide messenger RNA. RefSeq names its product protein Jumonji-like. The record is from RefSeq and is a predicted model, not a curated record. Gene Ontology annotation, cellular component: nucleus. The coding region runs from base 170 to 4165 and encodes 1331 amino acids. Lineage: Eukaryota; Metazoa; Mollusca; Bivalvia; Pectinida; Pectinidae. Gene Ontology annotation, molecular function: histone demethylase activity; DNA binding. Gene Ontology annotation, biological process: chromatin remodeling. The transcript has 22 exons.